Messenger RNA from Perognathus longimembris pacificus (Pacific pocket mouse), 5873 nucleotides. It is a transcript of the gene Gsk3b, whose product is annotated as glycogen synthase kinase 3 beta. Gene Ontology annotation, biological process: negative regulation of canonical Wnt signaling pathway; regulation of neuron projection development; extrinsic apoptotic signaling pathway in absence of ligand. Gene Ontology annotation, cellular component: cytoplasm; glutamatergic synapse; beta-catenin destruction complex. The record is from RefSeq and is a predicted model, not a curated record. The transcript is spliced from 11 exons. NCBI's taxonomy places the organism in Eukaryota, Metazoa, Chordata, Mammalia, Rodentia, Heteromyidae. Gene Ontology annotation, molecular function: ATP binding; beta-catenin binding; tau-protein kinase activity. Bases 1066 to 2328 code for a protein of 420 amino acids.
CGCGGCCCGGGCCGACUGACAAAAGAAAGCAGGAAGGAAGGAAGGAAGCGAGGAGGAGCUGACCCCGCAGCCGCUGACAGGGCUCCGGGCUGGGGGCAAAGCGCGGACACUUCCCGAGCCGCACGGAGCAGAGGCGAGGGGCGGAGGGCGGCCGCGCCGCCGGUGCCGCGGCCGGGGAAGGGGGCCCCGGAGAGACGGAAGCGGUUGCCCGGUUCCCAUGUCCCCAGCGUAUGGGGAGCAAUCGUGGAGCCGCUGCCUGGGGUCUGAAGGGAGCUGCCUUCGCCACCGCCGCCGCCAUGGGCCCUGGAUCCAGCCGCCGCCUGCAGCUGCUCCUGGCGCAAUGAGGAGCGGAGUCGCCGCCGCCACCGUCGCCACCACCACCGUCGCCACCGCCCGCCCCUGACGGACUCGCGACUCCGCCGCCCUCCGGCUCGCCGGGCCCUCGCCGUCACCCGCCGGAUCCCGCCGCUGCCCGAUCCGCAGCGCUGCCCGUCGCAUCUCGGAGCCACCUCCUCCCUCCCUCCCUCCCUCCCGCCCGCCCUCUUUCCCAUCCCCCUUCUCUCCAAGCGUGAGACUCGUGAUCCUUCCGCCGCUCUCCUUCUUCAUUGACUCGGGGAAAAAAAAAAUCCCCGAGGAAAAUAGAAUAUUCAAAGUACUUUCAAUCAACUGUUUGACCUUUCCUUUCACGGGAUAUAUAUAUGUGUGUAUAUAUAUGUAAUGUAUAUAUAUAUAUACAUAUACAUCUAUUUUUAAAGGACCCUUUUACUCCCUUCUCAGGAAAGGGAGGUGAAAGAAUUGUAUUCCCCACCCCCCUCAGUCCCAAAUCAUCUAUAUGUUAAAUAUCCGUACCGGUCUGUCUCGAAGGAGAAAUACAACCCUUUGCUUUUUUCAAAAAGAACAAUAUAGCUAUUACAGAAGCCAAGAAGACGAAGUCUUUUUUGUUUGCCUUUUUCUUUUUUCUUGUGGGAGAAACUUAAUGCUGCAUUUAUCAUUAACCUAACACUCCAACAUAAAACAAAAGGAAGAAAAAGGAAGGAAGGAAAAAGGUAAUUGGGAAGAGCAAUCAUGUCGGGGCGACCGAGAACCACCUCCUUUGCGGAGAGCUGCAAGCCAGUGCAGCAGCCUUCAGCUUUUGGCAGCAUGAAAGUUAGCAGAGAUAAAGAUGGCAGCAAAGUGACCACAGUGGUGGCAACUCCUGGGCAGGGUCCAGACAGGCCACAAGAAGUCAGCUAUACAGAUACUAAAGUGAUUGGAAAUGGAUCAUUUGGUGUGGUGUAUCAAGCCAAACUGUGUGAUUCAGGAGAACUGGUUGCCAUCAAAAAAGUAUUGCAGGACAAGAGAUUUAAGAAUCGAGAGCUCCAAAUCAUGAGAAAGCUAGAUCACUGUAACAUAGUCCGAUUGCGUUAUUUCUUCUACUCAAGCGGUGAGAAGAAAGAUGAGGUCUACCUUAACUUGGUGCUGGACUAUGUUCCAGAAACAGUAUACAGAGUUGCCAGACACUAUAGUCGAGCCAAACAGACACUCCCUGUGAUCUAUGUCAAGUUGUAUAUGUAUCAGCUGUUCAGAAGUUUAGCCUAUAUCCAUUCCUUUGGAAUCUGCCAUCGGGAUAUUAAACCACAGAACCUCUUGUUGGAUCCUGAUACAGCUGUCUUAAAACUCUGUGACUUUGGAAGUGCAAAGCAGCUGGUCCGAGGAGAACCCAAUGUUUCAUAUAUCUGUUCUCGGUACUAUAGGGCACCAGAGUUGAUCUUUGGAGCCACUGAUUAUACCUCUAGUAUAGACGUAUGGUCUGCAGGCUGUGUAUUGGCUGAACUAUUGCUAGGACAACCAAUAUUUCCAGGAGAUAGUGGUGUGGAUCAGUUGGUGGAAAUAAUCAAGGUCCUAGGAACACCAACAAGGGAGCAAAUUAGAGAAAUGAACCCAAACUACACAGAAUUCAAAUUCCCUCAAAUUAAGGCACAUCCUUGGACAAAGGUCUUCCGACCCCGAACUCCACCAGAGGCAAUUGCACUAUGUAGCCGUCUCCUGGAGUAUACACCAACUGCCCGACUAACACCACUAGAAGCUUGUGCACAUUCAUUUUUUGAUGAAUUACGGGACCCAAAUGUCAAACUACCAAAUGGGCGAGACACACCUGCUCUCUUUAACUUCACCACCCAAGAACUGUCAAGUAAUCCACCUCUGGCUACCGUCCUUAUUCCUCCUCAUGCUCGGAUUCAAGCAGCUGCUUCAACCCCUACAAAUGCCACAGCAGCCUCAGAUGCUAAUGCUGGAGACCGUGGACAGACCAAUAAUGCCGCUUCUGCAUCAGCUUCCAACUCCACCUGAACAGUCCCAAGUAGCCAGCUGCACAGGAAAAACCACCAGUUACUUGAGUGUCACUCAGCAACACUGGUCACGUUUGGAAAGAAAAUUAAAAAGAGAAAAAAAACCUGUUCAUUUUAGUGUUCAAUUUUUUAUUAUUGUUCUUAUUUAACCUUGUAAAAUACCUAUAAAUACAAACCAAUUUCAUUGUAUUCUCACUUUGCAGGAGAUCCAGGGGGUGGAAGGGCUGAUGGGAGGGGGAAAGCGGAGCACUAGAACACACCAUCUCUCUCCCGUGACAAUCUAUUUUUUUUUUUAAGUCAAAAGUCUGCUGUUGUAUAUUUACAAACGGGACUCCUGCUUCAUGCCCCUUCCAAAAAAGAAGAAAACCUUGUUCUGUGCUGAAGUUUUUGAACUUUUCUUUUCUUUUAAAAUCUAGCAUAAGACUUCGGUAUAGUGCACAACUUGAAAUUGGUUGGGAGCUUGGCAGGUAUAAGUCAACAGGGACUUAAAUGUCACUUGUAAAACUAAUCCAUAUUCUUGGUAUUUGAAGACUUGCCUUUGGCAUAUGGUGGCAGGUAUGGCAGGUGGGCAAAAAUAAAAAAACAAAAAAAGGAUACAUGUAACCCAGGGAGGUUAAUAAAGUUUGAAACUACAAGAGAAGUUUGUAAGGUGAUGGGUUAAGGUUUGUUUACAUCUUAACCAGUGCUAGUGGUGGAGUAGCUGGUAAAGGCUUAAAGGCUGCCAACAGAGAAGCAGCAUGCAGAACUCUGCAAAUGGAUCUUUGUUUGCCUGAGCAAAGGCUUUCUGCAGGUCUUAAAGUUUUUAACUGGUUCCCUAGGAAGAGAAUGGGGAGUGUUGAGCAAGACAUCUGCAUGCAGGGCCAGAGGCUGAUAGGCCGGCCUAUGGCAGGGGCCAGGGCCAGGCCCAGGGCAGCUCUCACCACCGCGAACGAAUUUGUCCAGAGCUUUGUCUAAAGUUACUUCCCUUGGAAAGAUACACUUGAGAAGAGGACAUUAUAGGUAAAUAAUGUGAAUUGUAACCGUCUACUGCUUUAUUUUUUUCGUAUUUUGAACUGAAAAUCAAGCUUGCGGGAAUUGCCACAUUCUAUUAUAGUUUUAAUUUUAAAUCCGAAUCUAGAAUCUAUUUAAUUUCAGCUUUUUUAAACUCAUGCUUUUUAAAUUUAUUUAUUGAUGCAUGUCAGAUAGGCCAUGAUUUUAGAUGGUAGGAAUAUUAAAAAAUACACAGCAAAAUGAUAAACAGUCACCUGUACCUGCUGACUUUAUAGGAAAACUAAUUCUAUAAAUGUGUGUAUAUGUUAUAUAUACAUAUAUUCAAUACUGCCUUUUUGUUUCUGUCUACAGUAUCAAAAUUGACUGGUUGAAGCAUGAGACGAAUGUUUCCCCUAUACCACAGUUCAGAAUUUUUGUUUCUGUUUUCUUUGUUAAUCAGUGAAUGGUGUAAGAAUCAGUCUCUUGUUUUUGAAGAAAAAGCAAUAUUCCUUGGAAAGCAAGGAGGAUUGAAGGAUUAUGUUUGCAGUGAGGAAAUAGAUUUUCAUAACUAGCUUGGUUUUCUUUUUUAAUACUUUUCAGAUCGGUAUCUUCAUGGGCCUUAUAUACUCCAAAAUGAACCUUAGUCACCUUGGUGCUUAUGGGCCAUUACUUGACCUAUGAAUCUUUAAGGCACAAUCAGUUAGAUCUUACAUUUAAAGAUCACUUGAGUGAUGGCCGCCUUUCCUUCCCACCCAGUCCUUCCCCACACUUCUCCUUGGCGAGAUGAUAACUGUAGGGCUUCAGAGCUGAGCCCUAGGUUGUAUGUAGCCUCCUUUCACCCUUCAAUUGCCACCUUAGGUAUUGGUAGGGGUCUUGUCCUCUGGUUGGUUAGGAAGUGGAGUCUCCUGGCAGCCCUCACACAGGCCCCAGCACCCUAUCCUGCUUAACCAGUUGUGUGACUCCUCAAGAGUCAUACUGCCUGCUGAUACCCAGAAGGACAACUGUGAGCCAUCUUAAUUUUCACUCACUGUUUUGCUAAGCUCUUUGGGUCACAAAAGUGGUUUCUCAAACCUCUGGUUAUAUCAGAGUUUGUGAGAAAGGAAACUUCAGUCAAACCAAAUCCAACUGAACUUUCCUUUUUAAAAUAAAAAGUGCUUCUACAAGUUAAUUAAGAUUUGAAAUUAAAAGUUACUUAGCAGCAGGGGAUGACCUGGUAGACCAUUUUCAGAAAGGAUUUAUAAAGAAUCUGAACAAGUAGGUCCAUGACAGAAGUGGACCGGCUUUCAGAUCAAACUGCCCAGCCUGACAUUCGGGUACAAACACUAAGCUGGACUUGGGGUACUUGCUUGAGUCCAGAAAGAUCAAUGCUUGUUGUAAGAGAAUACUUUCCCCCUACAAAUGGGAGGGAGAGAAGAGGAGAGGAAAGUCAGAUGCUUUUCUCUCAGUGUGUGUGUUUGGGUGUGUUUGCACGUAUGUGUGUGCAUUCACAUGCAUGUGUGAAGGCUGAGGUGCACAAUUUUUCUUUCUCAAGGAUUAUGGCAGGAUCAUAGUACUCUUUUAUACAAGUGAGAUCCAGGUCUCUGAAUAUCUUUGUGUAAAUAUUAAUAAUAAUAAUAAUAAUUAAAAGCUCCUCACCAAAUUCAAGCUUGUACAUUAUAUUUUCUUUCAAUGUUUUUAAAUUUAAGUUUUAUUGUUUUGUAUGUAAAUAUAUGGACCCAGGAACUGUUAUUAAUGAGCAAAAAGUUACUGUUCAGGGCAGUGAUUCUGUUUAAUAAUCAGACAAAAUGUAGACGAGCUUUUUAAAGCCAUAUAGUUUUAACUCUGUACAGUAGGUACCGGCCUGUAUUAUUGUAACAAUAACUCUAGCAAUGUAUAGUGUAUCUAUAUAGUUUGGAGUGCCUUCGCUUCCAUGUGUUUAGUUUUUUGUUUUGUUUUCAUUUGUAACAUUUUCAUUGAUUUCCUUUAUCCAUGUCACCCUGUCCAUCUCCUUUCCCUUUGAAAUAACAAUAUCUACCCCUCCAGAUAUGUUUCAGUGACAGCAUGCUCAGGAGUGGGAAGAGGAAAACAUGUUCGUAAUCUCAUUCAAGCCUGGCCUUUGUUUUGGUUUCAUUUCGUGCACAGUCCAUUCCGGGACUCAUUGUAGCACAGGUAGCCCUAGUGCUGAAGGGUAUAGAAUAGAUUCGAUCAUACUCAUCUGUUCCACAAGCCCUAACCCUGGGUCUGAGGAACAACAGAUUUCUGAGAGCCUUCUGUCAUGGCUUUCUUCGUAAGUACUUCCUUCCCAAAUGAGAGCAAGGGGGGAAAAAGGUAGGUUUUGUUUUUUGUUUUAAACAAAUCGAGGUAUUUCAGUAGUUUUUUUUUUUUUUUUUCCAUCAGCGAUGUACUUGCUGUCAUGUAGUUGUUGGUAGUUACUGGCUCCAUGCUGAUGGAGGGUAUUGUCCAACAAGGGAACUCUCCACACAUCCCCUCCAUCCUGCCAUCUUUACCCCUACUCCAUGAAAUGUCAUUUUAAUUUCUUUCUUAGAAAAGUUUUGUUCUUAUUGUGUGCCCAAAAUGAAGGCCUUUUUUUAUUUUUAA